AUGUGUCCAGAUAAUAUAUGCUCAGCUAGUGGACGUAGUAAGCCAUGUAUAUGUCAUUGGCACAUAUCUCAACAAAAUUCUAUGGAGACAAUUAUACCAUAUUCUGUUGUUAAAUUUACUAAUGUCAAUUAUGUUAAUGAAUAUCUUCUAUCUUUUUGUCAGUCCAACAAGGACAGUCAAUCAUUGGGAAGUAAUGCAUGUACAAUUAUUGCUGUCUUAGUUGCUAUUAACUUCCUUUCUGAUACUGCAUGGUUUUCACAACACCACCUCCUCUCAACAUUGGAUUCCAGUUUCCUUGCCUACAGCUACCAACUGUUCACUGAGGGAAACCAGAUGUACGAGAGCCUUGAUGAGGAACAAAUUAAUUAUUGUGCACCUGAAAUUCUUGAGCAUCCAGAACUUGGCUUGAUAGACAAUGCUGAAAGAGGAGAAGAAUAUCAGUUCAACAAUUUUGCAGACUUUUUGUUAGAAUUACAAAUGUUAUCUACAAAAAGAAUUAAAUUAGCUUUUGUACUUAUUUUUCAUCCUGAUAAAUCAAUGUCACUAUUAAUUAAUGAACUUGGUGAAAGUAUGUUAAUAGAUAGUCACUCACAUUUAGAUACUGGUGCUAUUAUUGCUACCGCUUCAGAAAAUAAACUACACUUAGCUGUAUGGUCAAUUAUAUUCAAGAAAUGA
This is a messenger RNA of Paramuricea clavata, 675 nucleotides long. The record is from the annotation of a GenBank genome assembly. NCBI's taxonomy places the organism in Eukaryota, Metazoa, Cnidaria, Anthozoa, Malacalcyonacea, Plexauridae.